This is a messenger RNA of Effrenium voratum, 354 nucleotides long. The record is from the annotation of a GenBank genome assembly. Lineage: Eukaryota; Dinophyceae; Suessiales; Symbiodiniaceae.
AUGGUCACGCUUGCCAAUGAGCUGCAGUCUGCAAAGACAUCCCCAAUCUUUGUCACGGAGUUGGGGAUGGUCGCGCUGGUCAAUGAGCUGCAGCCUUUGAAGGAACGUUCCCCAAUGAUAGUCACGCAGUUGGGAAUGGUCACGCUUGCCAAUGAGCUGCAGUCUGCAAAAGCACAUCCCCGACUCUCAGUCACGGAGUUGGGGAUGGUAACGCUUGCCAAUAAGCUGCAGUCUGCAAAGGCAGGUCUUCCAAUCUCAGUCACGGAGUCGGGAAUGGUCACGCUUUCCAGCGAGCCACAGUCUGCAAAGGCACCUGCCCCAAUCUCAGUCACGGAGUUGGAAACAACUUCCUGA